AUGAGAGCCGUCAAAACAACAGCCUUAGAACUCCGAAGCCUCCUAAGUUUAUUGGUGAUAUUAGUGGAGGGGUGGCAUGAUUUAGAUAACAAAGACUAUGACUGUUGGCCCCUGGAAAAACCAGAUGAGUAUAACAUGUUGGACUGUGGAGGACUGGAGAUGACAUGGGUGCAAAGGCCUCCAGAAAAGGCUGUGAGCGGGGAAUCCUUCAAUGUAACCUAUGCAGUCUCUGCUUCAGACAGCUUUUAUCAAUAUGCAGUGCAAAAUGGCAUCCUUUUCCACAGAAAUGCUACUGCUGCAAAGGAAUUCUGUGAGGAGCAUGAAUGCCCUGCCAGAUGGACAGAUGCAAAUGGGGAGAACUGCUGUGUCCACCACGCCAAUAUUCAUUCCUGUCCUUUGGCCUUCAUGGGUAAAGGACGAAUAUGUGGUCCAUGGAUCCCAGAUGAUGGUCAGAUAUUCACUCACACUUUGUCAACUGCUGGCAAAAUGAGCCAAAGAAACUGGACUGCUAAGGUUGUUUUAGUUCAUAUGGGUGUGACUUCUCUCAUCGCACACAUCAGAGUUGGGAGAAUGCAAGUUGCUCUGGAAGCAAAGACCACAGUCCUCCCUGCAGUAGUCUGUGGAGAUGGCUUUUGUGAGGAAGAAGAAGGCUGCUCUAUCUGUCCUGCAGACUGUGGGGAAUGCCCACUUUCUGCUGAUACUAGGAUAGCAAUUGCCUUACCAAUAUGUUUGGUCUGCACUGGCUUCAUUUUGACAGUCAUGUGGUUUCAAUAUCAGAAACAAAAGAUGCUUUGGGAUGAAAGCUGGAUUAUAGACUUUGCCUGCAUCAAAAAAGAUUGCAUCAUUUGGACAGCAACAGGAAGCAUGAUGACUGCUCCCCCAGCACCCAGUGACUCCAAUGUCAGCUGUAUCACUGCUCUGAGCUCCUGCACGGCAGCUGCCAACACAUCCAGGAAACAAAACUUCACCCAAACUGGGACAUAUGAUGGCAGAACAGUGGCCAUAAAGAAAAUAAUGAAGAAGGCAUUCGUGCUGUCUAAAUCCAUACGUAAAGAAGUAAAGCAAGUGAGGGAACUUGACCAUCCUAAUCUCUGCAAAUUCAUUGGAGGUUGUAUAGAAGUUCCAAAUGUUGCCAUUGUCACAGAGUACUGCCCCAAAGGCAGCCUGAGUGAUGUUCUGCUCAAUGAAGACAUUCCUUUGAACUGGGGCUUCAGGUUUUCUUUUGCUACUGAUAUUGCACAAGGAAUGGCCUAUCUUCACCACCACAAAAUGUAUCAUGGACGGUUGAAGUCUAAUAACUGUGUGAUAGAUGACCGGUGGGUUUGUAAAAUUGCAGAUUAUGGUUUGCAGUCAUACAGAAAAGAAGAUUCUCCUAAGGAAUCAAGCUCAUACCAGCAGCUUUGGGCACAGAUUUAUACAGCUCCUGAAAUACAUUCCCUUUCAGACUUUGAACCCAAUUCUAUGACAGAUGUCUACAGUUAUGCCAUCAUUUUACUAGAUAUUGCCACAAGAUGUGACCCUAUGCCAGUAACUGAAUAUUCCUGGUGUCCACCUUUGGCAGAAUUAAUUUCAGGAAAGGCUGAGAAUUCUUGCCCAUGUCCCACAGAUUACAUAGAAGUGAGUAAGAUACAAAGGUGCAGAAAAAAUAAUCCAUCCCAAAGGCCUACAUUUGAACAAGUCAAGAAAAUGUUGUACAAGAUGAAUCCUAAUAAAGUUAGCCCUGUUGACAUGAUGAUGACUCUGAUGGAGAAAUAUAAUAAACAUCUGGAAAUACUGGUUUCUGAGAGAACCCAGGAUUUAAUGCAUGAAAAACAGAAGACUGAUCGUCUGUUGUAUAGUAUGUUACCGAAACAAGUAGCAGACGAUCUCAGGCAGGGAAAACCUGCACAAGCUCAAAGUUACUUAAGUGCCACCAUCUUUUUCAGUGACAUUGUUGGCUUCACUCAACUGUCUAGCAGCAGCACACCGUACCAAGUGGUAGAUCUCUUGAACAAGCUUUAUACCACUUUUGAUGAAAUCAUAGAUAACUAUGAUGUCUAUAAGGUGGAGACAAUAGGAGAUGCCUAUAUGGUGGUGUCAGGGGUACCCAGAGAGAAUGGGAUCCUUCAUGCCGGUGAGAUUGCAAGCAUGGCUUUAGACCUUCUGGAUGUCUGCAAGACUUUUAAGAUCCCACACAAGCCCAACACCCUCCUUAAGAUAAGAGCAGGAAUCCAUUCAGGGACGGUUGUAGCUGGAGUUGUUGGAACCAAAAUGCCACGGUAUUGUUUAUUUGGAGAUACUGUGAACACAGCUUCCAGGAUGGAAUCUACAAGUGAAGCUCUUAAAAUACAGUGUAGUUCAAGUGCAUACCAGCUGUUGGAGCAGAUUGGAGAGUAUGUGUUAGUAUGUCGUGGGAAUUUACAAGUCAAGGGGAAAGGAGACAUGGUCACAUACUGGCUUGAAGGUAAGAAAGCCUCAGCCACCCAGAAGGCAGUCGCCAGCACUUCUAUGACACCUCAAGAUGCCAACAGAGCUUCAUAUAGUUUGAUACCAGGUGUCCUUCCCAGUGUUCCUCUCUGA
Acanthisitta chloris (rifleman) is the source of this 2559-nucleotide messenger RNA. Its product is annotated as atrial natriuretic peptide receptor 1-like. Gene Ontology annotation, biological process: protein phosphorylation; cGMP biosynthetic process; intracellular signal transduction. Lineage: Eukaryota; Metazoa; Chordata; Aves; Passeriformes; Acanthisittidae. The record is from RefSeq and is a predicted model, not a curated record. Gene Ontology annotation, molecular function: guanylate cyclase activity; protein kinase activity; peptide receptor activity. The transcript has 23 exons. The coding region runs from base 1 to 2559 and encodes 852 amino acids.